Medicago truncatula (barrel medic) is the source of this 1632-nucleotide messenger RNA. RefSeq names its product protein trichome birefringence-like 19. Gene Ontology annotation, cellular component: Golgi apparatus. Lineage: Eukaryota; Viridiplantae; Streptophyta; Magnoliopsida; Fabales; Fabaceae. The transcript has 2 exons. Bases 180 to 1484 code for a protein of 434 amino acids. The record is from RefSeq and is a predicted model, not a curated record. Gene Ontology annotation, molecular function: O-acetyltransferase activity.
GAAGCAUUGCUAAUGGUUUAUAGAAAGAAAAGAAAAAAAAAACCACUCAAUUAAAAUUCAAAGAAAAAUCAUAAACUUCACACACAAUAUAUAGUCCAAAACUUCUUUCAUUUCCCUUAUCCUCCUAUUUCCUUACACCUUUCUCUUGUUUUCUCUUUUUCUCCAUAACCCUUCCAAAAAUGAAGUUCCAAGAGAAAGAGCAUCUCUAUGGAAACAAUAACAAAAAACAAAUGUUACCAAAAAUAAUUUUAUUAGCAAUAUUUGUCAUAAUCAUAGUUCUUGUCACCCCUUUGUCUUAUCCUUUGUUUGGUUCAUCAUUUCUCUUGAUGAUGAGCAAGUCUAAACAACCAAACUCUUCAAAUGUUGAUUCAAUUGAGAAAGAAAAUUUACCUUCAACAUCUUUGAAAAAUUGUGACAUUUUUAGUGGUGAGUGGGUGCCAAAUCCAAAAGGACCAUAUUAUACAAACAAAACAUGUUGGGCAAUUCAUGAGCAUCAAAAUUGCAUGAAAUAUGGUAGGCCAGAUUCUGAGUUUAUGAAGUGGAGAUGGAAGCCAAAUGAGUGUGAACUACCAAUUUUCAAUCCUUUUCAAUUUCUUGAAAUUGUUAGAGGAAAAUCUAUGGCUUUUGUUGGAGAUUCUGUUGGUAGAAAUCACAUGCAGUCAUUGAUUUGUCUUCUAUCAAGGGUGGAAUGGCCUAUAGAUGUAUCAUACACAAAAGAUGACUAUUUCAUGAGAUGGAAAUACCCAAGUUACAAUUUCACCAUGGCUGCUUAUUGGACCCCCUUUCUUGUCAAAGCUCAAAGAGAAAAUUCAGAUGGUCCAACCCACACUGGUCUCUACAAUCUUUACCUAGAUGAAUUUGAUGAAAAAUGGACAUCACAAAUUGAAGAUUUUGACUAUGUCAUAAUCAAUGGAGGACAUUGGUUCUACAAGCCAAUGGUAUUCUAUGAGAAAGGAAAAAUUGUUGGAUGUCAUUAUUGUCUCUUAGAAAAUGUCACUGAUUUAACAAUGUAUUAUGGCUAUAGAAAAGCUUUUAGGACUGCAUUUAGAGCCUUAAAUAGCUUAGAAAAUUUUAAGGGUGUGACAUUUCUUAGGACAUUUGCACCAUCACAUUUUGAGAAUGGUAUAUGGAACCAAGGUGGGAAUUGUUUAAGGACUAAGCCAUUUAAGAGUAAUGAGGCAAGGUUAGAAGGGACCAAUAUGGAGUUAUAUAUGAUCCAAUUGGAAGAGUACAAAAUUUCUCAAAAGAAGGCCAAGAGAAAUGGUUUGAAAUUUAGGUUGCUUGAUACAACUCAAGCUAUGUUAUUGAGACCAGAUGGUCAUCCAAGUAGGUAUGGACAUUUACCUCAAGAAAAUGUGACAUUGUAUAAUGAUUGUGUUCAUUGGUGUUUGCCAGGGCCUAUAGAUACAUGGAGUGAUUUCUUGCUAGAAAUGUUGAAGAUGGAGAGAGCAAAGUCUAAGAGAGAGAGGCGUCAAAUAGAUUGAUAUAAACUAUCAUUGCCAUAUUUUUUGGAUUUUGUAGAGAUGAAUUUUGUUGAUUGGUAAUAAAAUUGAAGAUUCUUAGUAUCAACUUGAUAUUGUUCUUCUUGGAGCCUAAAGAAAUUUCAACAAUUAGUAUCAUAGUCUAUGCCAA